Molecule: messenger RNA, 1731 nt
Organism: Aureobasidium melanogenum CBS 110374
Lineage: Eukaryota; Fungi; Ascomycota; Dothideomycetes; Dothideales; Saccotheciaceae
Exons: 1
Coding region: 1-1731 (576 amino acids)
Source: RefSeq, a predicted model, not a curated record
AUGGAUGAAUCAAUGAGGCGUGCAUUUACACAAGCGCUGCACAAUAACGUUGCCAGAUCGCAGAGCUCGCACAAUUCUAUGCAGGCAAAUGCAGAGUCAUCGCAACCCUCAGGACAAGCAGAGCACCGCACCUUCCAUCCUAACCAGCAUACUUCGAGUUCACGCAUAUUCACACCGCUACCAUUAUCAUCAACCAUUCCAUCACAUGCACCAGCUUUCACGCCCCCUCAGCAUAUGCUUCAAGGAAAUACGAUAAUCAAUCCUUGCACACCAUCUCCAAGACCUCAUCUGGAAGCGUCGACAUUGCAGCAUGUAUACCAGCCUGCGCAACAGCAGAUGAGUCCUAGCACAAGCCAUUCAUCGCAUCUCAAUAACACCAAUCAACAUAUGUAUCAGCCAUCGCGACUGCGCCCUGGCGCACCUCAUGGUCAAUCUGGUCGUGGUCUGUUUCAACCUCGCCAACACCCUUAUGCGGCAUCGCAUUCUCGUCCUUCUCAAUACCCAUCACCCCACUAUCCACAGGCUACUUUCUCAGCUUUGUCGCCUGGCGACAUCAGUUCCACGCCGCCCAGUCGUUCUGACACUCCAGCACAGAACCAUUCUCCUGCUGUCUCGCAGAUUCAGACAGAUAUCAGCCAGGAGUUUUUGCGUUAUCUUCAUAAAUUUGAGCAGACUCAAGCCCGCAACACAUCGCAACCACAAGACCAGAUUGAUUCGCAGACGAUGUUGUCCGGUGGCACGGUGAACAGUCCAGUUCAGCUUCAUGUUCAUCACGCGCCACAGAGCUCGUCAGUCGGUAUUUCGCCAUCAUCAGCUUCCCGAGUCCAGAGUCCUGCGCAAUCAUAUGGUAGAAUCCAGCCUCCCAGCACACCACAGGCUCCGCUGUCUAGCAAGCCGAUGCCCCAGAAUCUUAUUCAGACGUCGACAUGUCUUUCCUCUAAGACUCCAAUCCCCUCACAGGGCAGAACACAGCCACCUAUGCAGGGUACACCACGAACUCCGCACCCCGUCAUCUUUACACCCUCGCGUCCGCCUCCAGCACCGAAACAGCCAUCUCCUCGUAUCUGGUGUCCGGAUCUUCGAACCGCGACAUACCCUUCUCUUCCGCUUCAGGCGCAACCCGAAGAAGAAUCUAGCCACCCUCACCAAGCGACACUGGUCGGCAAGACUCAAGAGCGCGCUCUGGCAAACAUUCGUCCUCAAGUUUUCAUCGAUUGCCUCACCAUGGAUCACAACGCUUGUUUCAAGCCCAAAGUGGCAAGAGUGUUUGACAUGCUCUUUAUGCAAGCCCUGCUGUUUCACAAGGAUAAUGUCUUUCUCGUCAGUGCCAAAGAACUGCAAACUCCGUGCUGGGAGCCCCCGCAGAGCAUCUGGCAUGCAUGCGAUCUGCACAGACCAGAGGUAGUGUCGCCCGUGCAGGUCGAAAGCCACAUCUACAAAGCUUUGAACCUGUCCUCCGAUCUCAUGCCAGACGAGGUCGUCUACUGUACCAACCAUGGACGCCAUGAUUCUGCAGUCAAUCUUGUCCAAACCAACGGCAGACUCACUUAUGGAUGGUCAGUCGCUCUCUUAUUCGAACUCAAGAACGGUACAUACGCUUCUAGGAUCAGAAGUAUCAGCCCGGAUUUGAACGUUGGAUUCUUUAGUGAGAACAAGGUCCAGGGUCUCAACAUGGAUCCUGUUUGGAAGGCAAAGGUGCUGGAAAUAUAUAAGUUGAGAAAGGAAGCAUAG